AUGAGUUCAGUGCAAAUAAGUCCCACGCUUUUGUUCCAUUUUCUGGAGCUUGUGACCCGCAAUUUCAAAGAGCACAACUAUGGCAUUGUAUUGGGACGUCUGGAUGCAAGUGAAGGUGUCAAAUAUGCACAGACUGGAUUUGAGAUUCCAACUGUUUCAAAUACAGCAUCUAAUAAUUCCGGUGAAAUUCGUAUAGAUAUGGCAUAUUUCCAGAACAGGUUGCGCCAGAUGCUCACUGUGUGGCCCCAGAAGGUGGUGGUUGGGUUGUAUGUUCUCACAUCUAAUAGUGCAAUGGAGGUGGGAACGAUGAAAAUAUUACAUCAACUUGAAGCUUUCCUAAAAAAUCUUUAUGGCGAGGAAACGUCUCCAGCCAUUCUCUUGGUUGAUCCAGAGCAGUUACUGCAGACCGGGGGUGGAAUACUUGCGUUUAGUACGGAAAAUGGUCUGGUGCAACCGGCUGGACUCACACUUUCCUCAGACGAAACCGAGAUGAUUGCGAGCACAACGAUAGCCAGGAAUGAAAAAUACCUUGCAGGCAACGAUUCAGCCAAAUUUGACGAUUCUGGGUACACAUACGACCAAUUAAAGGUGCUGUUGGACCGUCUGGUUGACAUUUUAAAGACCCAAGUGAACAAAAUAUUAGCAUUUUCCGACUCAAGCCCCACCUCUAUGGAACACAAUGAGCGCGUAAAACGACGUAUUGUGCAAUUGAGUCGAGUAUUGGAUACAAACAGUGAAACCAGCGACAUUUCAUUGCCAUUAUUGAGCACAGAAUUGAGUCUAUUAACAAUGCAACUAGCGUCGCUCGAUAAGUUGAAAGCGGUGUCCAGGAAGGCAAUCAUAGGAUACAAGAGCUACGAAUCAUAUAGGCCAGGAAGAAACUAA
Meyerozyma guilliermondii ATCC 6260 is the source of this 885-nucleotide messenger RNA. RefSeq lists its product as uncharacterized. The transcript has a single exon. The record is from RefSeq and is a predicted model, not a curated record. NCBI's taxonomy places the organism in Eukaryota, Fungi, Ascomycota, Pichiomycetes, Serinales, Debaryomycetaceae. Bases 1 to 885 code for a protein of 294 amino acids.